Molecule: messenger RNA, 4503 nt
Organism: Onychostruthus taczanowskii (white-rumped snowfinch)
Lineage: Eukaryota; Metazoa; Chordata; Aves; Passeriformes; Passeridae
Gene: CRYBG1
Product: crystallin beta-gamma domain containing 1
Exons: 21
Coding region: 16-4503 (1495 amino acids)
Source: RefSeq, a predicted model, not a curated record
AGUGAUUUGGACACAAUGGAUAAAAAAUCUGCUAGUAAAAGAUCUGGAAAACGGAGAAAGUCUCAGUCGUCUAGUGAUAUUCCAAAUGGAGAGAGAAACCAGACUGAGAAUACUGCAAGAGAAGAAUCUGGUUUUGAGGAUGAUGCCCAUUCUGAGGUGUUUUCAGACAAGAUAAUAAACCCUGAACGAAAAGUGAGGUCUCUUCAGCAGACUCCUGAAAGAAAUUCCUCUUCCUCAGGUAGUAAUCAGGACCUAAAAUUUGGAUCUGCUCACAAAGGGGCAUCUAAAGCUGAAGCUGACAAGAGCAAGCAGCAGAUCUCAAACACAAGCUCUACAAGGAGAAGAUCAUAUAAAAAGAAUCAGUCGGAUAGUGUACCCAUCUCCCCUACUGGUUUGAAGAGUCAGGUGAAAGAUUACUCUUCAAAAAGGCAACCUUUAACAUCGCCAGAGACCAACCCAGUGACAAAAAGAACUUCAGUGGAAAAGGGAGCUAUACCUGUGGCUUUUGGGGAAGACAGUUUGGAGUCUCCCAAAGCUUCUUUGGCUGCUAAGACAGAAGACUUGGUGUUUGCUGAAGGCAGAAAUGAUACCAAGGCAGUAAAGAAUGGUAAUGGUCCAGAUGGAAGAGCUUUCUUGCAUACUGAUGGGAUUAAAAAUGGAGACCUGUGUCUGUCAGCUGAGAGACAGACAAAUUCUGAUUUAGACACCUCGAAGCUGAAGAGUUUGGAUGCUUCCAGAACAGUCAUGACAAAGAUUAGCCUUCCAGCCAAACCGAAGAACAUAGAGCUGAAUUUUAAAACACCUACGACUCAAGACAGUUUAGAAAGUGAGCAGGACACUCUUGAAAAACCAGUUAAUAAAACUAACAGCAACAUUGCCAACAAAAUUUCCUUGUUUGAAAACAAAUGUGCUAACCAGAGCCAGAGACCUACUGACAUCCCUGCUUCGAAAAAUAAUGCUGUACCAAGCACAUUCGUUGGCAGAGCAAAGCUGAAAUUUGGAAAACAACCUAAAGAAAAUGAACAGCCUGAUAAAACAUUGAAUAAGCAAAGCAGUCGCCAGAAGUUAUUUGAGAAUGGCACACUGGAGAAAGAAAGCACUGCAGAGUUAAAAGGCAAAAAUGGAGAAAUCUUUACCUCUUAUGAGGAUAUUGGGAAGACAACAGAACUUAAAGUAAAAGCUGCCAUAUCCCUUUUUAACCAAAGCAGCAAAAGUGAUGCUGGUAGUGUCUCUCUGAAGCAACCAGAACCAGAAUUAACCACAGCAAAGAAAGAAAGCUCACCUUUUAAAUUGCCUUUGCACUCACCUGUAAAAACUGAAAAUGCUCAAGAUCCUUUCCACCAAAGAAAUUACACAAGCUCAGAAUUCCAUAGAAAUGAAGAAAAAGUGCUGCCAAACACAGAGGCUUUAUCACCGUGCAAUGAUGAUAAAUAUCCUCUACCAUCUCAGGUUUCCAGAUCAGAAUUUAAGAUGGAAAAUGGAGAUAAAAAGGUAAAGCCAGGAGAUUUGAACUUUGCAGCACUGCAGUAUGAUGACAGCAAUCAAGACAGUGUAUUGGAAUCAGAGCACAACACCAAUACACAAAAGAGCCCAGGGAAAACCUGUAAUGGAUCUGCUGAAGACGACAGCAUUUUUGAUUCCCCAUCUGACAUGAAGGAGUUUGCUGAAACAAUAAAAAACUUAGACAGCUCAGUUUGUUUACCCCAGAAAAAGAAGAGGUCAAAGCUUCCCAAGUCUCCAGCACCCCACUUUGCAAUGCCUCCCAUUCAUGAAGACAACUUAGAGAAAGUAUUUGAUCCUAGUGUAUUUACUUUUGGUUUGGGACUGAGGAGGGAAAAAACACAGGAUCUGUUACCAGCACAACAAAUUAAAAUGCAGAGCCUGGAAACAAUAGCCAGAGUCAGGCCCAAGCGUGCAUCAACAGAGCAAAGUAUCAUAUUCAAAGCUCUGCAGUCAUGUAGAGAGGAACCUGCCUUUACUCAGGAAACAAAUGGAAAAGAGAACAUUGAUUGUACAGAUGGUGAUAUUAAGAGAUCACGGCUUGAAAAAAGCUCCCUCUUCUCAAGCUUACUGUCUUCUAAAGAAAAGUUUUUUAGCUCUUCAGUCACUUCAGUAAAUAACACAACAGCUUUUGCAACUGAUUCUUCAGGGAUGCCUCCUUUACAACAGGAUGUUUCUGGGCCAUUCAUCAUGCCUCAAAAAUCUGAGUCUCUUUCAGAUGUGAAGUUUCCAAGUUUUGUGGAGAAGUACCUGCAAGCAGAUAGUGCAAAAAAAGAACUAAGUUUACAAAUGCCCAACUAUCCUGAGAAAAGCUUUUCGAGCUGGUUAGGAACAAACAGAUACGAAUCGAAUGUCCCUCCUGGUUUAUUAGAUGUGGAUACACUUCCAAGAAAUGGACAAAGUAAAAUCAAUCCCAGACCUGGCAAGCUGAUGAUAUACUGUGACUCAGACUGUCAAAAAGCUGGCAUUGAAGUUUUCCAUGAUGUUCCAGAUUGCAGUUCUUGGGUUCUGUCACCAACCAUUUUAGUUAAAGUCAUCAGAGGAUGCUGGAUACUCUAUGAAAAACCAAAUUUUGAAGGCCCCUCUAUUCCAUUGGAAGAAGGAGAGCUGGAACUCACAGAUAUUUGGGGUGCAGGUGCUUCUGAAGAGCAAAAUGACUGCAAGUCUCAAAAGCCUGCAGUGAUCGGUUCAAUAAGACAUGUUGUUAAGGAUUACAGGGUUUGCCGAAUUGAUUUGUAUACAGAGCCUGAAGGGUUAGGAAUCGUGACUUCCUUUUUUGAUGACACUGAAGAAGCAGGGGUGUUUGGAACCACUCAGAAGACUUGUUCUAUUAAAGUGCAUUGGGGCAUAUGGCUUCUUUAUGAAGAACCUGGUUUCCAGGGGGUCCCUUUAAUGUUGGAGCCUGGUGAAUAUCCUAAUUUAUUAUUUUGGGAGAAGAAGGAAGCCUACAUUAGGUCCAUGAGACCCUUGAAAAUGGGUGGUCGCAAAGUUGAAUUCAGUGGGGAGCCAAAGGUAAUUGUUUAUGAGAAGCCUUUCUUUGAAGGAAGACAUGUGGAAAUAGAAUCAGAGGUCUUUAUGCUUGAUGACAAGGAAUCAGAAGACAAGACAAGACUUCCACUUACAUCUGUGGGAUCCAUGAAAGUACUGGGAGGCGUUUGGGUUGCUUACGAGAAGCCUGGGUUUGAAGGCCAUCAGUACCUGCUGGAAGAAGGAGCGUAUCGGGAUUGGACAGACUGGGGGGGCUAUGAUGAGGAGGUGCAGUCCCUGCGACCAAUUGUUGGUGACUUCACAAGCUCCCAUAUGAUAAUGUACAGUGAAAAAGACUUUGGAUCAAAGGGUUCCAAUAUCAAUGUGUUAGGUAUCAUUUCCAAUUUGAAAGAUACUGGAUAUGGGCUGAGGACACAGUCUAUAAAUGUGCUAAGUGGCGUAUGGGUGGCUUAUGAGAAUCCUGAGUUUACAGGGGAGCAGUAUAUACUGGCUAAAGGGUUGUAUCCCAGCAUUGAGGCAUGGGGGGGAAAGAAUUGCAAAAUAUCUUCAGUUCAACCCAUUGUUAUGGAUAUUGUUGGAAGCGAAAGGGGUAAAGUCAAGGUCCAGUUAUUUUCAGAGCCUGAAUUCAAGGGUAACUGCCAAAUAUUUGAAAAAAACACAGGAUGUAUUGAUUCAUUUGCUGUGAAGUCUUCAAAAAUUUUAGAUGGCAGCUGCAUAGUGUAUGACCAGGAGGAAUUCGCCGGUAACCAGUAUGUGUUGGAAGAAGGGAUCUAUCCUGAUCUGACAGCAAUGGGUUGUUCACCCCAAGCAGUUCUAAAAUCUUUACAGAUCAUAAAUAUUGAGCUGUCUGAGCCCUGCAUAACUCUUUUUGAAAAGACGGGUUUCCAAGGAAAGAAAAUUGAGUUCAGUACAGAAAUCUUAAAUCUUCAGUUCCUGGGAUACAAUCCUCGAAUAGCUUCAGUUCAAGUCCUUGGUGGCAUAUGGAUAAUUUAUGAACACAGUAAUUACAGGGGACGUCAGAUGUUGUUAACACCAAAUGAAAUUCCAGACUGGUAUAAAGCCAGUGGCUUUUGUCAGAUAGGUUCUCUGAGACCUUUACUGCAGAAACGUGUGUACUUCAGGCUUCGAAACAAGGAAACAGGAAAAUUCAUGUCAGCUGAUGGCAACCUAGAUAAUCUGAAUCUUCUCAGAAUACAGGUUGCAGAAGAUACAGACUCAGAUGAUCAAAUCUGGGUUUAUCAGGAUGGAUUCAUAAGGUGUCGGAUGGCAGAGGAUUGCUGCUUGACAAUUGUUGGAAAUCUUAUAACUCCUGGCUCUAAACUCGGUCUGUCAUUUGAGCGGAAUGAAGACAAACAAUAUUGGCAUAUUAGUCCCGAUGGCAGAAUUUAUAGCAAGAUGAAACCCAAGCUGGUUUUAGAUAUCAAAGGAGGCACACAGUAUGACUGCGACCAUGUUGUUGUCAACACAGUCAGUGAAGAAAAGUUAACACAAUGUUGGGAACCACUGGUUGUGUAA